Messenger RNA from Fonticula alba, 1625 nucleotides. RefSeq lists its product as hypothetical. The transcript has 2 exons. NCBI's taxonomy places the organism in Eukaryota, Rotosphaerida, Fonticulaceae. Gene Ontology annotation, biological process: proteolysis. Gene Ontology annotation, molecular function: zinc ion binding; metallocarboxypeptidase activity. Bases 103 to 1575 code for a protein of 490 amino acids. The record is from RefSeq and is a predicted model, not a curated record.
CGACGGCAGCCUCCUUCUCUCCCCCCCCUCCUUCCUUUGGUUGCUUGCCGUGCUCUCUCGCCCUGAGAUUCACCCGGCUUCCUCCCCCCCCCCCUGGCUGCCAUGAUUGGUCGCUUCUCUGUGGGACUUCUCCUGUCCCUCCUGUUCGCGCUCGCCAGCGCCGAGCAGCUCCUCGUCCCCGGCGCCUCGAUCCCCGAGCGCUCGGUGCGCUAUGACAACGAGCAGAUCAUCCGCUGCUCCAGCUCCGCCCUCGCGCCCGCCGCGCUUGAGGCGCUGAUCACCCGCCACGGCGUGGACAUCUGGGGUGCCACCGGCGAGCAUGUGGACCUGCGCAUCACCGAGCAGACGGCCGCCUCGCGGGCCGUGCGCCACAUGGUGGUCGACAACACCGAGUGCCGCGUGAUCGUGCACGACGUCGAGCGGCUGGUCGCCUCGGCCGAGCGGGUGCAAACCGCGGCGGCCGUGCGCUCGGCGGCCCAGCGCGGUGACGGCGAGGAUGCCGCCGCCGCCGGCCCCGUGCCGGCCGGCUGGUUCGACGCCUACCACGACUUCGACUCGACCCGCACCUUCUACCAGAACCUGGCCCAGUCGUACCCGGACAUGGCCACCUUCCUGCCGAGCAUCGGCAAGACCCACGAGUCGCGCAGCAUCUUCGGCCUGGUGCUCGGCGGGUCCAACUCCACGGCCAGCGCCAUCUAUGACCAGCCGGAGCUGCUGGACGAGCAUGGCAUCCCCCUGGAGGAGGUGUUCGCCGAGCGGGCCGCCUCCGAGGACCUGGCCGCCGCCAAGCCGUCCAUCUUCUUCCAGUGCUCGAUCCACGCGCGUGAGUGGAUCAGCAACGCCGUGUGCCAGUAUGUCCUGUCGACCCUGCUGGACUCGCACAGCCGCCGGGUGCCGGCCGUGGUGGAGCUCUUCGACCGGUACAACCUCUAUGUCAUCCCCAUCACCAACCCGGAUGGCUAUGCGCACACCUGGUCCGGGGACCGGAUGUGGCGCAAGAACCGCGUCCCCAACGCCGGGUCCACCUGCCGCGGUGUGGAUGUCAACCGCAACUACAAUGACCACUGGGGCCAGGGCGGCUCUUCGAACCUGCCCUGCUCCGACACCUACAUGGGCACGGCGGCCAAUUCCGAGCUGGAGACCCGGGCUUCGAUUGCCUUCUUCCGGUCGGCCAGCCCGGUGCACCUGGCCAUUGACUGGCAUGCCUACAGCCAGCUGAUCCUCCGUCCGUAUGGCUGGAGCACCUCCGACUCGCCGCAUGAGGCCCGCCUGAAGCAGAUCGGUGCCGCCAUGCAGGCCGCCAUCCGCAACACCCACGGCAUGUCCUACACCAACCAGAAGUCCAUCGAGCUGUACCCGACCACCGGCACCGCCAGCGAUUGGUUCUAUGGCUCCGAGGCCACUCGCUACAAUGGCGGCUUCCGGUCGGCCGGCUACACCAUCGAGCUCCGGGACACCGGUCGCUAUGGGUUCCUCCUGCCGCCUGAGCAGAUUCUCCCCACCGGUGAGGAGUCCUACGCCGCGGUCCUGGCCAUGGCCCGCGACCUGCUGGACAACGGCCCCAUGUAUGCCUAAGUGGUGCUGUGCGCUGUGUGGUGGGCGAGGGCCCCCCCCCCCCCCCCCCC